AUGACAACAAACCUUCGUAUUUUACAGUUGAAUAUCAUGAAAUCUAGACCGGGAAUGGAGGCUCUUAUCAAUGAUCAUCAGAGUCAGAAUCUGGACAUGCUCCUGAUCCAAGAGCCACCAAUGACUGCUUAUCGAAGCCAUGUUAACCACAGUGCAUGGAGACUUUACCGACCAACCUAUACAGACGAAUCAGUCCGGUUCCGCAGCCUUCUCUAUGUAAACCGAAGGAUCUCAACAUCAUCACAUCGGCAAAUCCACUGCAAUCAUCCGGAUGUGGUGGCCAUCAAAAUCUGGACCCCAGAACUACAAUACCUUAUAUUCUCCGUCUAUAUCCCACCAGUCGCACUGUAUGAAGCGCCAGAGGUUUCCAGUGCACAACAGAUCCUAGAAGAAAUCCAGACAAGCAUCCGACAACAUGCAGAAGGAAACAACCGAGUAACAAAACUCAUUCUGGCUGGGGACUGGAACCGCCACCACCCUGCAUGGAGCCACCGUCCUGUUCACCACUCUUUCGCAGAACACGCAGAGGAGCUGAUUAACUUCUUUCAAGCCCACGAACUACAAUGGUGCCUGGCUCCAGGCCAGCCUACAUUCUGGUCUCUCAAAGAACCUGGAAAAACAUCAGUCCUAGACCUCACACUCACUAACAACACAGAAAGACUAAUCAAGUGUCAACUCUACCACCACCACUAUGGGUCAGACCAUCGCGGGACAUACUCGGAAUGGAGUCUCCAACCGAAGCAAAACGUAAAACUGAAGCUGAAAAGAGCCUAUGACCGAGCUGACUGGACGAAGGUGGGCCAAGACAUACUCAACCUGAUUGACCCACAACCAAGGAUCCUGUCAAGCCAGGACCUGGAUCAAGUGGUCGAGAAUCUGGUUCAUACAACAACCACUGUCCUUGACCAACAUGUCCCAUUCUUAGCGCCAUCUCCAUACUCCAAGCGAUGGUUCACCCCAGAUCUUAAGGUCCAACAGACCGAAGUCAAUCAGAUCCGCCGGAGAUGGCAGGAUGGAUGUGCAAUCCUAGGACCUAGUCACCCAAUGACAAAAACUCUCUUUGAAGAAAUGCGGCGGAAAAGACGACAAUGGACAAGAGCGAUUGAAAAGGCAAAGUCCGGCCACUGGAGAGAGUUCCUUGACAAAGCAGGCGAAGGCCACCUGUGGAAAGCAGCCACCUACAUGCGCCCCCGUGAUGCCGACAUGAGCAUCCCAACACUCAAGGUGGACACCAAAGAAGUCACAGACAACCAAGAGAAGGCAGAGGUGUUCCUGGAAGCCUUUUUUCCAAAAAUGGCAGAUCCCGGGGACGAAGAAGUGGAGUCCCCCGCGGAGGAGCUGCGGUGGGAGCCGAUUACAGAAAUAGAGAUUCACCGAUCAAUCAGAGCAGCUAAGGGAACCACAGCCCCUGGCGAGGAUGGUAUCCCAACCCUCGUCUGGAAGCAACUAUGGGCAUACCUGAAGGAAACCAUCACCAUAAUCUUCACAAAAUCACUAGACCUUGGCUACUACCCCAAUCAAUGGAAACGGGCACGAAUCGUGGUACUGCGGAAGCCGGGUAAACCGGACUACUCUGCACCUGGGGCCUACCGGCCCAUCUCGCUGCUGAACACCCUGGGGAAAUUACUGGAAGCGGUUAUGGCCCGAAGGCUGUCCUAUUGGGCUGAGAAAUACGGUCUGCUACCAGACACGCAGUUUGGGGGCAGACCAGGACGUAACACUGAGCAAGCCCUUCUAGUACUUGCUAACGCGAUCGAUCGAGCAUGGGUGCGAUCCAGGGUGGUCACGCUAGUUGCCUUCGAUCUUAAAGGCGCAUUCAAUGGGGUCAACAAAACCAGCCUUGACACUCGUUUACGGGCAAAAGGUAUCCCAUUUAAAGCCCGACAGUGGAUCUGUAGUUUUAUGGAAAAUCGACAAGCGAGUGUUACAUUUGACGACUUUGAGACUGAAAACCUCCCCCUAGAACAUGCCGGCCUCGCGCAAGGAUCCCCACUCUCACCAAUCUUAUUCUGCUUCUAUAACUCGGACCUGGUAGACCAACCAGUGGACAGCAACGGUGGUGCAUCUGCAUUUAUCGAUGACUAUUUCCGCUGGAGAACCAGCCCAUCAGCGGAGGAAAACAUCAAGAAAAUCCAGGAAGAAGACAUCCCGCGGAUUGACGAAUGGGCGCGACGAACCGGCGCGUCUUUCGCCGCUGAGAAGACCGAGCUAAUACACUUGACUCGCCGCAAGAGUGAGCAUUGUAAAGGGCAGAUUCUCAUAAACGGCCAGGUCAUUAAACCAGCCGACACGGCUAAGCUCCUAGGGGUCAUCUUUGAUAAAGAGAUGAGAUGGAAAGAACAUAUACAGCGGGCAGUGAGGAGAGCGACUAAGGUGAAUAUAGCCCUUGGGGGGCUCAGACACCUCCGACCAGAACAGAUGCGGCAACUCUACCAAGCGUGUGUAACGCCGACCAUAGACUAUGCAUCUACAGUCUGGCACAACCCACUCAGAGACAAAACACACCUAAGGCUCCUGAGAACGGUCCAACGAACGGCCCUUAUCCGGAUCCUCUCUGCUUUUAGAACAGUAUCCACAGAGGCACUGGAAGUUGAAUCCCACAUAUUACCCACCCACUUGCGACUUAAGCAACGGGCACAGAUAACAGCGGCCCGCCUCAGCACAUUACCAGGAAAUCACCCAAUCCACGGAGUGAUCGUUCGAGCAAUAGCGCGGAGUUCACAUAUUGGAAGUGGUCAACGAUUCCCCCUUGCAGAAACGAUGCGGACUAUGGACCUUAACCGUCUACAAGCCCUAGAAACCAUUGACCCAACACCCCUAGCACCAUGGCGAACUCAGCCCUUCACGGAAAUUGAAAUCGAGCCUGACCGAGAGAAGGCCAAAGCCAACGCCUCAGCAAGGCAAGCAAUGACAGGUGCCACGGUGUUUUCAGAUGCAUCAGGACAACAAAAUCAAUUGGGUGCUGCAGCAGUAGCCCUGGACAAAAAUCAGCAGAUUUUGGGGUCCCGACAAAUUAGUAUCGGUUCAAUGAGCUAUUGGUCUGUCUAUGCAGCAGAACUCAUGGCGAUCUAUUAUGCAAUUGGGCUGGUUUUUCAACUGGCGCAAAAGAAUCAAACUACUGCGACAACAACACGAGGCCCAGCAACAAUCCUCAGCGAUAGUAUGUCCGCACUGCAGGCAAUUGCGAAUGCAUGGAAUAAGUCAGGCCAGCGAAUUCUUCAGGCCAUCCAUCAGGCGGCUGGGGAGCUAAAAGCCCGAGGAAUCCCGCUGCGACUACAAUGGGUCCCGGGACAUUGCGGUGACCCUGGAAAUGAGACAGCAGACCGGCUUGCCAAAGAAGCAGUAGGCCUAGAAAAGAAACACCCGUUCCGACAUCUUUUGUCCCGUGAAAAGGGAUAUAUCCGCGAUAGAAUUAGCAAGGAAUGGGAACAAGAAUGGAGAACCUCCAAGAAAGGAGGGCACCUCCGCAAAAUCGAUCGGACCUUACCGUCAAGCCGCACCCGCCGGCUCUACGGCUCACUCCCUCGCAACCGAGCUUAUCUGCUCACCCAACUCCGGACCGGCCACUCGUGGCUGGCAACAUAUGGCAAGCAACAUCGCUUCCAGGAAGAGGAAAAAUGUGAAUGUGGGGCGGUAGAGACAGUGGUCCAUGUGUUAAUUGACUGCCCGCGGCUAAACAGGCUGCGCCAAGAGCUACGACGCAAAAUAGGAAGAGCAUUCAACAACAUUUCAGAUAUGCUAGGAGGAGCUGAACAAGGUAAGGAAGGUAGGUUACAAGAUGCCCCGCAGGACAGCAGCGUCUUAGGCGCGGUACUGGACUAUGCAGAGGCAUCGCAGAGAUUUCGAAGUCGCGCGCCACGAGGGCGGCAGAACAGAACACCAGGCAUAGGCCAACACAGGCCUUGA
Messenger RNA from Aspergillus oryzae RIB40, 3906 nucleotides. RefSeq lists its product as uncharacterized. The coding region runs from base 1 to 3906 and encodes 1301 amino acids. The record is from RefSeq and is a predicted model, not a curated record. The transcript has a single exon. Gene Ontology annotation, molecular function: RNA-DNA hybrid ribonuclease activity; nucleic acid binding. Lineage: Eukaryota; Fungi; Ascomycota; Eurotiomycetes; Eurotiales; Aspergillaceae.